Molecule: messenger RNA, 1542 nt
Organism: Symbiodinium sp. CCMP2592
Lineage: Eukaryota; Dinophyceae; Suessiales; Symbiodiniaceae
Source: the annotation of a GenBank genome assembly
AUGGAGGCGCGAGAGGCCGUUCCCCGGGGUUUCAAAAGGACCAUCCUAGAUAACGGCCACGAAGAGAAAGAUUGGAAUGCUUCGGCUUGCGAGCCUGAUGUCGAUUCCUGUUUCAAGAAAGUGAUGAAUUGUGGCCGAGCCCAAGACGAGGAACGGAUUGAAGCCUGUGUCCAAGGCGUGCUUGGGGCUGGGAGGCUCGUGCGGUUUGAUGUGUAUGAUCAUUCAAACAAUCCUCAGGGAUCCGCCGCAGUAGAGGUUUUAGAAUCUGUUCCUUGCAGUGACGGUUUUGGCGCGUUUACGGUGAAGCAUUUGGCCGCAAGCGAUGCGGGUUAUCACCAUUGGGCAAAAUCAGCCCUUGCGGAUCCUACCAAGAGUGUUUUCCAUUUGUGCGGUUGCAACGCCUGGGAGUGCGGUUGGAACAAGCGGAAUCGAAAGGUAACGCACAUAUCAAAAUGGAGACUUUCAUCAUUGAGCGAGUUGGCCGUGGAACCUUGGGCUAGUGCCACGGCUUUUGCUGCUUUGCGAGAGAAGGUACGCUUGGCCCCAAAAAUCCACUUGAGAAAGGUGGGAAAGCAGCCUUUGGCCCCGAAGGGCGCGGGCACUCAGGAGGAGCCCCCCAUCGACGUUGAGAACGAGGAGAGCGCCGAGCGUCAAGGUCAAAAGAUUCGUGAGGCGCUUAGGACUGGAAAGCCAGGUCUCCUUGAUGCCGCGGGGUUGGGUGGGGUAGACGGCUUGCCCUCACCCCGUGAUGAUGCGGCUGUUGGCGAGCCCCGAGGCGGAGGCAUCCAUGAGCAUAAGCGCCACGAAACACAUCAGUCACCAACUGUCCCGAAACGUCGGCGUGUUGACAAGGCCCUGGUAGAGGCUACUGGUAAAGAUGGCGACCAUCAUGAUCCAGGCAGUUUCUUGCACGAUAUCUCGAGUUCGCCCUUGAGGAUUGCGGGGCGUGCCGAUGCGGAGCCUUUGGCCGAAAGUUCCAAAAGGGAUCCGGGAACGUUGCUCAAAUCGGGAUUGGAGGAGAUGCGGCGGUAUUUGCUCGACAAACCGGGCGGCGGAGCUGCUGUGAGCGACACCGCCGAGGGUUUGCGUAACGCCCGUGAGAUUGUCACACUAUCCACCUCUUUGGAUCUACUCCUUUCCGGGCAAUUUGCAAGGUUGGGAGAUGUCCUCAUGCAAAGAUUGAAAGCCGUGGAAUCAUCAUUGACAGACGGUUGGGGUGUGGCGAAGCAUUACGAGUUGAUUCCGCCGUCCAAGCCCGCAAUCACCGCCGACAAGGAGCGGGACUUCGCAGCAAAGGCAGCUUUGCGUGCCGCAAAGCUAAAAGAGUCGUUGCAGAAGGCUCACAAAGGGGAGGCUCGUCCUCCAGAGGAGGCCACCGUACUAGAAGUCGAAGUUUGGAAGCGGAAACUGCCACUGCAGCGGACUCUUAUCGUGGAGGAGAUCGCCGCUCAGAAGAGCAUGCAAAAGGAUCAAAAGGCAAAGGCGGACGAGGCUUUCACCAAAAGGGGGAUGGCAAGCAUGGUCACAAGUGAGAUCGGCUGA